Messenger RNA from Triplophysa rosa, 1081 nucleotides. RefSeq names its product carcinoembryonic antigen-related cell adhesion molecule 20-like. The transcript has 5 exons. The record is from RefSeq and is a predicted model, not a curated record. Lineage: Eukaryota; Metazoa; Chordata; Actinopteri; Cypriniformes; Nemacheilidae. Bases 95 to 1081 code for a protein of 328 amino acids.
UUCAUUUUACAACGUUAGUUUAUCAUUAACCGAAGACUGUCCUGGAAAUAUAUAUAAAGAUCACUUGCUAUUUCUAUGAACUGAGAGCUCAAUCAUGAUGCUUCCUUACUGUUUGUAUUUGACCUUAUGGAUGUUGUGCAUUGGACAAUGUAUGGGUCAAGUUUUGCAGUUUCCUGACUCAUAUGAUGGGGCAGUAGGAGAAAGCAUAGUGUUUGCCCCUGACAAUCCACCACCCACUUCUUCAGCGUUUUGGCUAAUUAGAUGGAGUUUUGGAGAACAACCUGUACUUACCUCAACCCCUGCUGAAACUAACAUACCACCAGCAUAUACAGACAGAGUCACUGUGGACACCACCACUCAUGCUUUGAUGCUCAUGAACCUGACAUUCAGUGAUGCUGGGACAUAUGAGCUGUCUGUACAAACUGACACAAUCUAUAAAGGACAAACUUCACUGGUAGUCUACAAAAAGGUGUCUAACGCCACACUUAUUGGUCCAGGAGAGUUAUUAAUAGAGCGGAAAUCAAUUGCUAAGAUAACCUGUGAAGGAAACGGUGACAUCACCUCUGUGCAGUGGAUAAAAGAUAAUGAUCCACUGAAUCCCAGCGUCAGCGUCAUCUUCUCAUCUGAUAACAGAUCAGUUUCCAUCGAUCCAGUGUUCAGAUCCGACAGCGGGGAAUACCAGUGUACUUUGAGAAAUCCUGUCAGCUUUGAGACCAAAAAACUCACCCUUAUCAUCAACUAUGGACCAGAAAAUGUUUUGAUUGAGGGUCCAAAUGAGGCGGGUUUAGGGAGUCUGGUGUCAUUGUAUUGCUUUGCCACAUCUGUACCUUCUGCUUCAUUCACCUGGAAGUUUAAUGGAACAGACACCAGUGUAACCACAGAAAAAUUCACCAUAGAAAAGACCACCCUCACACACAGCGGAGACUAUAUCUGCACAGCCAGGAAUCAUGUCACAGACCAAAACGUUGACUCUCAAAGCCAUAUUUUAGAAGUUAAAGGUGGUGAUGGAGGAGGAGGGCUGACAACAAGUGCAAUAGUUGUGAUUGUGAUUGGUGUUUUAGUGGCAGUUGGAGGCAUUUGA